GCAAGAAAAACGAGCAUGCACGUGCUUCCGGUUGCUAUCCGUCGCGGUCCGUCUGGUUUCACCGUAGCACCGGCGUGCUUGCAUUCACCGGUUGACAUCGAUUUAAACGGUUUCUUCGCAAUUAGCCGGUUAUCGUGUUGCGGAGCCAUCCUCUCUCAUCCCUGUUGCUUCGGCCAGCCUGCCGGGCGCCCUCGACACCAAAGCAGUAUGAAUGUUUUGAAGGAAGGAUGGUUCACCGAGAUUGUAAACACCAACAACAAUCCAGUGCUGUCCGUGGAUGUUGAAAAGAUCCUUCACCAAGAGCGUUCCAACUUCCAAGACAUCCUUGUCUUUAAGAGCAAGUCAUUUGGGACUGUGCUGGCCCUGGAUAAUGCAAUUCAGUGCACAGAACGGGACGAAUUCUCCUACCAGGAGAUGAUCACAUUCCUGCCCCUCAACUGCCACCCAGACCCCAAAGAUGUGCUGAUCAUCGGUGGAGGUGAUGGCGGUGUGGCACGGGAGGUGGUCAAGCACCCCAGCGUAGUCUCGGUCACGCAGUGCGAGAUUGAUGAGAAAGUUGUAGAGGUCUCCAAAAAGUACCUUCCUUUCAUGGCUGAGGGCUUCAAGAGUCCGAAAUUGGAGCUCAAGAUAGGAGAUGGCUUCCAGUUUAUCAAAGAAACCACACGCAAAUUUGAUGUUGUCAUCACGGACUCCUCUGACCCUGUUGGCCCAGCAGAAGCUCUCUUCCAGAAGCCAUACUAUGAGGGACUCAAGAGGAUUCUCAAGCCAGGUGGAAUCCUCUGCUCUCAAGGCGAGUCCAUGUGGUUUGAUCUGAAGCUUAUUGAAGAGAUGAUGGACAUGUGCCGGACCCUGUUCCCAGUGGUCAACUAUGCCUCAAUCUACACGCCCACCUACCCCAGCGGACAGAUCGGUUUCCUGCUCUGCUCCACAUCGCCUGACACUGACUUCCACAGCCCGCUGCAUAAGUUCAGUGAGGAGCAGCUUCGGAACAUGAAGGUCCGGUACUACUCGCCCGAGAUGCACCAGGCAGCUUUGGCCCUGCCCCGGUUCGUCAAACAGGCCCUGUACAAGUGAGUGACAUACUACCAACAUUCCAGUUGAUGCGGGUGCAGGAUCGCCUUGCGCCACGCUGUUGGAAGCUGUGGCCGAUACUUGGAGCUGCCGUUUUUCUACUCUGUGCGCACUGCAUUUCCUUUGGAAAUUUCGGACCACCGCAUACGUUCAUGUUAUAUAUUUGUUCUGCCAUGAAUAAAGCGAUAUUUUAUGUUCACUAA
This is a messenger RNA of Dermacentor andersoni, 1274 nucleotides long. It is a transcript of the gene SpdS, whose product is annotated as Spermidine Synthase. Lineage: Eukaryota; Metazoa; Arthropoda; Arachnida; Ixodida; Ixodidae. Gene Ontology annotation, cellular component: cytosol. The record is from RefSeq and is a predicted model, not a curated record. Gene Ontology annotation, molecular function: spermidine synthase activity. Gene Ontology annotation, biological process: spermidine biosynthetic process.